AUGUCCACCGCGACCCUGAGAAUGCGAAACUGGCGGUCGGGCCUCACCUCCAGUUACUGGUCGUUUCCCGCCGAGAAGGUGAACGCCGAGCGGGUGACAGAAAUCUCACACCGCGUCUCCACUCUGGCUCCACGGAGAAACGUCCUCUCCGGGGAGUCUCGUCCUCUUCACGGCGGUAAGGGUAAUCAGGCGCCGCGCCCCGAUCCUCCUGUGCCUGUGGGGACCACUCCCGGGUAUUCCUGGAUCCGUAUCGCAUGCUUCCUUCAAGUCAGUUGCGCCCUGUUCGUGGCAUUUGGCCCGCAGCCCAGGGUCAAGUCCAGCCAGAAAGCGACGGAACUUCUCACCAUUCUGUGCCAUUUUGUCAUACUCCGGGAAAGCUUCAGCAAUGAGCCGGGAAAGGUCCGCAGCGUACAGCUCCAGGCUUUCGCUCGCCCCACGGGGACGAGCCGAGACGCACGUCUGAAAAUACAGCAAAAACUGUUUCUGUCCAAAAGCCUUAUUGAGUUUUUCCUUCACCCGUUCAAAAUCACACUGCACAGACGAGGGCAGGCUGUCCCACAACAGAAACGCUGCACCAUCCAGCCGGGUGGGCAGCAGAGCGGUUAA
This is a messenger RNA of Knipowitschia caucasica, 606 nucleotides long. The record is from the annotation of a GenBank genome assembly. Lineage: Eukaryota; Metazoa; Chordata; Actinopteri; Gobiiformes; Gobiidae.